GUUGCUAGUAUUUACUUCUCAAAUGGGACCACAGUCGACACUGCUAAAAUCGAAGGAGAGUGGGGGCAUAGAGACACCUGAUGCGUGCAACGGAUGUCAUGGGUAAUAAGGCAAAGUUAUAUCGCAAUGCGGUUGACGCCAUUACCGUAGAGCAGAAACCCUUGGGCUUGCGCGACUAUCUUCCACAUUGGCUUGGUGGCGUUGACCCCCGUUAUCAACCUCUAUCCCAGAUGCUAGAGCUUUUGAAGUCAGCGACCGAUUUUUACCUAGGAGCGCCGGUCUCUGCCGCAGAAGUUGCCUUCCCGUUUCCCGUUCCUGAUGCUUACCGGGACUUCCUCCGUUCCACCAGACCAACACUUUCUUUAUACAUGCCUUUGUCCGCUCUGCCAUCAGCAGGCAUUCUUGCAACAAAAUCCCACGGCCUCAUCAGAUACUGUGAUGCUGACUUUGAUCCAGAGCAGCUCAUCCUCACAGUUGAGUAUACCCGGGCAUCUCUGACUGCCAUCUUGGUAUUUGAACUGUGUGGCCUCGCUGAAACCCGGCACAUAUUUCACGAUACUCACCUUGGGGCCGAUCCCCUUUGGGGAGGAUCUGAAAGUGACCACGCUGAGUUUACGCGUGUCCUCUGUGACAUGGUUACACUGCCUCUCAAAGAUGGCGGGAAUGGAGCCAGCAUUGACCACAUCAGUGACUUGGUUCUACUUGGUGAUUCAGCAGGGGACCAGAUACUUCACCACGCCCCGAAGAAGGUGCUAGGUGAGCAGCAAGCGGCCCAUCUGGUCACUACUGCUAUCGAUAAACAUAAGAGGCCUACAGAUCCACUCUUUGUCGCUUCAAGGGGGGUGGCACUGGAUUGUUGGGACCGGUUGAAUUUUCGAGAAUUAACUUGCGGUAUUUGAUGCCUGGUCUGGGUCAGAGUUGGGAUCAAGUGGCUACCAUGACAGUCUUUAAUCCUGCAAACAACCAGUUGAGUGUCUUCUAUAUGCACCGUGUUCAAAGGGGAAAGCAUAGGUACAGCUGUAAUUCCAAAAGUGUUUCAUACCUAUUGCACUGGCCUCAUGGCUCCUUUUUUUAUCUGGCUUGGCACUGUUGUGAGGAUAGUUGCGUGCACACCAGAGGCAUAAUACAUAACAGUUUGGCUACAGGGG
Aspergillus glaucus CBS 516.65 is the source of this 1148-nucleotide messenger RNA. RefSeq lists its product as uncharacterized. The coding region runs from base 81 to 899 and encodes 272 amino acids. NCBI's taxonomy places the organism in Eukaryota, Fungi, Ascomycota, Eurotiomycetes, Eurotiales, Aspergillaceae. The record is from RefSeq and is a predicted model, not a curated record. The transcript has a single exon.